This is a messenger RNA of Bipolaris victoriae FI3, 561 nucleotides long. RefSeq lists its product as hypothetical. Bases 1 to 561 code for a protein of 186 amino acids. NCBI's taxonomy places the organism in Eukaryota, Fungi, Ascomycota, Dothideomycetes, Pleosporales, Pleosporaceae. The transcript has 2 exons. The record is from RefSeq and is a predicted model, not a curated record.
AUGUUCAACAGGUUUAUCAUAUACAGCUUCGCGUACGCGUCUCUCGUCUUCGCUGCCAGCAUACCACGACAUACAGCACAGCAACCUCUUCUUCUUCCGGAUCAUCAAGCAGGUGGAUUCAAGUCGAACAACAUCCACGUCAUGUUGGCAUUUAUUGAGAGCGGAAGCAAAAUGCAAAAGCUGGCAGAAAUCCCACUGAAUACACGGAUCGUCGCUGGUAAGUUACUUUGCCGUUGGGGCUGGAGCUUCCAACCACGUGCACGUCUCGGACAAGCUCCCUGCUUAUCUCUAGGUCUUAAUAUACCAAAUCGUCUAAGCGCUAUCAAAAUCGCUAUGGCAGUCACAGUCGAGGACCGUUCGAUAUCACUAGAACGCCUAGACAAGAUCAUGUGCAGAAUCACGCCAAAGACGGAUGCCAAAGAGAAAGAGGCAAUGAAAGGUGAAGGGGAGCUAGAUGAGCUACCGUGGUUCAUGUUGAGGGACGGCACAGUCGAACUCGAAGAUAGUUCGUCGGAAUGGUUUCUUAGAGGCAGAGCGAUACAAAGCUUCGAGUGCCGUUAA